CUCAUAUAUUAUUCUGGAUUCUGCAACUUAUUCUAUGUAUAAUUUUCUUUUCUGUAACUUAUAUAGAUAUAUAAGUUUCAUUCUUCUCUUCGAGGCACUCAGAUCCCAUGAUCUGAAUCAAAAAGAGAAAGAAUUAAUUAAAAAAAAAAAACACUAAUGGCAAUUACAGAAACAUCAAGAUCGAGCCAUGAGCUCCCAGUAACAACCCCCACCGCUUCAACCGCGAAAAAGCUAACUUUAGUCCCUUUGAUUUUCCUUAUUUACUUCGAAGUCGCGGGUGGGCCGUUUGGAGAAGAACCAGCGGUUCAAGCGGCUGGACCGCUUCUUGCUAUUCUUGGUUUCCUCAUCUUUCCUUUCAUAUGGAGUGUCCCUGAAGCCCUAAUCACCGCUGAACUCUCCACCGCGUUUCCAGGCAACGGAGGGUUUGUGAUAUGGGCCCAUAGGGCUUUUGGAGCUUUCGUAGGGUCAAUGAUGGGUUCUUUGAAGUUUCUGAGUGGUGUGAUCAACGUAGCUUCGUUUCCUGUACUCUGUGUCACUUACUUGGAUAAGCUAUUCCCUGUUCUUGAAUCAGGAUGGCCAAGAAACGUCUGCAUAUUCGCAUCAACGGUGGUUUUAUCAUUCUUAAACUACACUGGCUUAGCCAUUGUCGGUUACGCAGCUGUUGUUUUAGGUCUAGUGUCUCUCUCACCUUUCCUUGUCAUGUCAGCUAUGGCAAUCCCUAAGAUAAAGCCUCACCGUUGGGGUAGCUUGGGAAGCAAGAAAAAGGAUUGGAAUCUCUACUUCAACACACUCUUCUGGAACUUGAAUUUCUGGGACAAUGUUAGUACACUUGCAGGGGAAGUUGAUAAUCCUCAGAAGACGUUCCCUUUGGCUCUUCUCAUCGCUGUGAUCUUCACUUGUGUUGCUUACCUGAUCCCUCUUUUCGCGGUUACUGGUGCUGUCUCGGUGGAACAGAGCAGGUGGGAGACAGGGUUUCACGCGGAAGCGGCUGAGAUGAUUGCAGGGAAGUGGCUGAAGAUAUGGAUUGAGAUUGGUGCUGUGUUGUCAAGUAUAGGACUUUUCGAAGCUCAGUUAAGUAGCAGUGCUUAUCAGCUUGAAGGUAUGGCUGAGUUAGGGUUCUUGCCUAAGUUCUUUGGGUUGAGAUCGAAAUGGUUCAACACUCCUUGGGUUGGGAUUCUACUCUCUGCUCUCAUGUCGCUUGGAUUGUCCUACAUGGACUUUACAGACAUUGUAGCCUCUGCAAACUUCAUAUACACUUUAGGGAUGUUUCUUGAGUUUGCUUCUUUCGUUUGGUUAAGAAAGAAACUACCUGAGAUGAAGAGACCUUACCGAGUUCCCUUGAAUAUCCCAGGGCUGGUGAUUAUGUGUUUGGUGCCUUCAGCGUUUCUGGUGUUGAUCAUUGUGUUUGCUACCAAGAUUGUGUACCUUGUUAGUGGUUUGAUGACUGUAGGAGCAGUAGGUUGGUACUUCUUGAUUAGUUACCUCAGAGAGAAGAAGCUCUUUGAGUUCAAUGAAGAUGUUGAUCUUCUUGACAAUGGUAAUGGAGACCGUCCAAAGGUUCAAAAUCAUGUCUCAUGAUAGGUCUCUGGUUCGAGUGACCGUUAGGACGAAACUAAUAUUAUAUGAUGUGAUUUCGGGUCUGGCAUUAAAAAAAAUUGUUAUGCUUUUGUAACACUUUUAGUUUUAUUAAAGAGAAAUUGUAUUAUACAACACAAUACUGAAG
Eruca vesicaria subsp. sativa (arugula) is the source of this 1723-nucleotide messenger RNA. Lineage: Eukaryota; Viridiplantae; Streptophyta; Magnoliopsida; Brassicales; Brassicaceae. The record is from the annotation of a GenBank genome assembly.